UUUUACUAGUAUGAGGGCGCCGUCAGUACAGAUAUACUGAUUUCAGAUCAUCAGGUACAGUGUAGCUGUCAGUACAGAUAUACUGAUUUCAGAUCAUCAGGUACAGUGUAGCUGUCAGUAUAGAUAUACUGAUUUCAGAUCAUCAGGUACAGUGUGGCUGUCAAUUACUUCAGGUGCUACAGAGUUGUGGGGCUCUUGAAGUGGUCAGCAUCAACGGAUAGAAAAUGACAAAGGUAGAAGAUUUGCCCAAAAACCAUAUCGCCAGUACAGUGGAGAAAGAAAACACAGACAUCGAGAUAGAGAACACAGGGGAAAAUGGAGCGGGAGAUAUUCCUGCCGAAGACAGUGCAACAGAAGGUAACACAAAGUUAAAAGAAGUUCUGGUCGAAUUAGCGAUGGGCACUACCAUUCAUGGUGUAGCCAAUAUUGUGAGCGCCACAAAGACUUACAAAAAGCUGCUAUGGCUCAGUCUUUGGAUCCUGGCAUUGGUGGGAUACUGUUUCCAGCUGUCACAGAUACAUAACACUUAUACAACGGCGCAAAAGACAACAACAAUGGACUUACAGUUUGGAGUUUUAAACUUCCCAGGGGUGACAUUUUGUAACCUGAAUCCGGUAAAGAAAUCUUUGCUGAGGGAAACACCACUGGACUUGCAGCUAUUUCUUACAAUUUCAGAGUCUGUGAUGAAACUGUAUUCGGAGCCCAUUUCUGUUGAAAUUGACAGAAAUCAUCCUGGCUUUCAGUUCUUGAACAAUUUCGAGAAACACGGAUUUAAUACAGAAGGAUGGGAUGUACUAAGUUAUAUUCCCACCGAUCCACUUCAAACCAGAGACAUAUUUAUUAAGAGUGAAAUCAGUAAGAUGAACAGGAGCACGGUAGAGAGAAUAGGCCACACCAUUGAUGACAUGCUACUCCAUUGCUCCUUCAACAGCAUGAUAUGUAACUCCAGUUUUUUCACACCAAUUAGCAGCACUCGGUUCGGGAAUUGCUACACACUCAAGUCCGACCAGCUCGUCACAACGGUACCCGGACCGCCAUACGGUUUGACACUGGUAUUGGAUAUGGAGACUUACGAAUACGUAAGUCCGUCUAGUAGUGGCAACGGAAUCAAACUGGUGAUACACGAACCAGACUCUUAUCCUUUCGUCGAGGAGCAAGGAGUGAAUGUAGCGCCUGGCAGAACAUCCAUCGGUUUGAAUCGCAUAGAAAUACAGCGAUUGAAACAUCCACAUGGGAACUGUGAAGAUCACAAAGAUUAUGUCAACCAAUACGGGAUUGAGUAUUCAAAGAUGGCAUGUGAGCAGCUUUGUCAAGUGACACUUACACAGGACAUAUGCGGCUGUAUUCCGACUAUUGUGUCAAUUGAUCCAUCCAUCGUCACCAGUUUUUCUAAAUUCUGUGGAACGAUGGACAUUCCAUGUGCUAUACUUGUCAGACAGGCACAAGUGAAAGGCGAUUUGUACUGCCCGUGUACUAACCCGUGUUUAGAGAAUGUUUACACUAAGACAAUAUCGAGUCAUAGCUGGCCCCGACAGGAAUAUCUGAUUCAUGAAAUUAUACCUUUGAUUUGUGAAGAUACAGAACGAGCAAAGAAAGUAGUCAAUAUCACGGGAUACACAUGCGAAGACUUUCUUCUGAUGGAUCUGCCCGAAGACUCCAUUCAAGCCUUCAGGGACAACUUUGUGAAGUUGGAUGUCUAUUUUGAAGACCUAAACUACGAGCACAUAGAGGAGGUCCCUUCUUAUGAUAUAUAUCAGUUUCUCUCGGAUAUUGGUGGAGCUACGGGACUAUUUGUUGGAGCAUCGGUCCUGAGUCUGGUCGAGGUGGUCCAGAUUCUUGUAGAAAUAAUCAAAUAUGCUGUCUGUAGACAUGUAAAAAAGUAGUUCUGAUCCAAUUUUGAAUUCGAUGGGCAUGUAAACCAUGAAAUUUGACCGUGAUAUCAGUUGAUGAUGCCUAUCGAAAUUGCAUAUGGAAUGCAAAGAAUUUAAUCUGACGUUUUCCAACUUUAUAUGGAAGGAAUUGCAUUUUCUUCUUUCAUUCAUUGCAUAAAGGAUGACUUGUUUGACCAAACCGAUUAGUUUGCAUUGUGAGCUAAUUGCCACUAUGACUGUUACUGAACUUUACGAAGGAAAUUGACUCUAGUCUAGCAUAUGUCUGCUGCUCGUCGAUAUGCCUGAUGUUUUGGUUGUCAAGCCUGCUUCCCAUUUUGAGGAUGUGAUUUAACCUGGAUUUGACCUAGAUUUGCAAGCAUAUGAUGCGUAAGUGACACGGAAGACGCUUACUCUGCUAGAACACAUGGUCUUGCUUCCAUAUAUGUUCCUAUCUAAAGAACAAGGAGAAAUACUUUUUGUCCUGUAGUGGUUUACGUUUGUUUAAAGUUAGAGUCAUCAAUUUAUUUACA
Messenger RNA from Pecten maximus, 2401 nucleotides. Its product is annotated as degenerin mec-10-like. Gene Ontology annotation, biological process: sodium ion transmembrane transport. Gene Ontology annotation, cellular component: membrane. NCBI's taxonomy places the organism in Eukaryota, Metazoa, Mollusca, Bivalvia, Pectinida, Pectinidae. Gene Ontology annotation, molecular function: ligand-gated sodium channel activity. Bases 225 to 1883 code for a protein of 552 amino acids. The record is from RefSeq and is a predicted model, not a curated record. The transcript is spliced from 15 exons.